Molecule: messenger RNA, 4759 nt
Organism: Felis catus (domestic cat)
Lineage: Eukaryota; Metazoa; Chordata; Mammalia; Carnivora; Felidae
Gene: LRRC8A
Product: leucine rich repeat containing 8 VRAC subunit A
Exons: 4
Coding region: 700-3132 (810 amino acids)
Molecular function (GO): protein binding
Source: RefSeq, a predicted model, not a curated record
GCCCGCCCGGGCUGGCUCCCUGGGGGCCCCCGCCGCAGCUCAAUUUGGCCCACCUCCAGGCUCCCGGGUAUUCCAGGUCUCCGGGACCCCACCCUCUCCCCGGUGCCGGGGCGCGCGAGCCCCCUCCCAGGCACCCCAGUGCCUCCCUGUGCUCUACAGACCGGGAGUUUCCGCCUGGGCUCCCCCAGGUCCCCUUGUCAUCCCCUGGGUUUCCCUCAGAUCCUAACCCCUACACGCACACACUCCCCCCUUGCUAGAGGUUCCACCUCUGAGCUUUCUCCUUGGCAGCUUUCAUUUCGUUUUCAGAGGUUUCCCCUGUUCUCUUCUCCUGGGCUCCUGGCCCCGGGACCCCUCCCUCCUUUUGAUCAGGCGGGAAUAGUGCCCUGACUUGGGGGGCAGGAUCCCUGGCCAAGAUCUUGGGCCCCCCGUGUGAACAGGGGUUCCUAGGAAGAAUGGUUCAGGGUCCGAGACUCCAGGCCCUGCCCACGUCCUGUGCAUCCAUAUGAGUCUGAGAACCAGAUCUGAUGCGGUCCAGGCUGGGGAUCCAGCAAAGUUGGUUACCAGGCUGAAGGAGCAUGGCCGAGGGAGGCAGCUUCCAUGGAGCGAGAGGAAUGCCAGGACCCUGCCCAGACAGACGUGGGCCAGCCUCAGCACCGACAGCCAGCACGCAGAUAGCAGAACCAUCCACGGGGUUGAACCAUGAUUCCAGUGACAGAGCUCCGCUACUUUGCGGACACGCAGCCAGCCUACCGGAUCCUGAAGCCAUGGUGGGACGUGUUCACCGACUACAUCUCCAUUGUCAUGCUGAUGAUCGCGGUCUUUGGGGGCACACUGCAGGUCACCCAGGACAAGAUGAUCUGCCUGCCUUGUAAGUGGGUCACCAAGGACUCCUGCAACGACUCAUUCCGGGGCUGGGCAGCCCCUGGCCCAGAGCCCACCUACCCCAACUCCACGGUCCUGCCGACCCCCGGCGCAGGCCCCACGGGCAUCAAGUACGACCUGGACCGGCACCAGUACAACUACGUGGACGCCGUGUGCUACGAGAACCGCCUGCACUGGUUCGCCAAGUACUUCCCCUACCUGGUGCUCCUGCACACGCUCAUCUUCCUGGCCUGCAGCAACUUCUGGUUCAAGUUUCCGCGCACGAGCUCGAAGCUGGAGCACUUCGUGUCUAUCCUGCUCAAGUGCUUCGACUCGCCUUGGACCACACGCGCCCUGUCCGAGACGGUGGUGGAAGAGAGCGACCCCAAGCCGGCCUUCAGCAAGAUGAACGGCUCCAUGGACAAGAAGUCGUCGACGGUCAGCGAAGACGUGGAGGCCACCGUGCCCAUGCUGCAGCGGACCAAGUCCCGGAUCGAGCAGGGCAUCGUGGACCGCUCGGAGACGGGCGUGCUGGACAAGAAGGAGGGCGAGCAGGCCAAGGCGCUGUUCGAGAAGGUGAAGAAGUUCCGCACCCACGUGGAGGAGGGGGACAUCGUGUACCGCCUCUACAUGCGGCAGACCAUCAUCAAGGUGGUCAAGUUCAUCCUCAUCAUCUGCUACACCGUCUACUACGUGCACAACAUCAAGUUCGACGUGGACUGCACCGUGGACAUCGAGAGCCUGACGGGCUACCGCACCUACCGCUGUGCCCACCCGCUGGCCACGCUCUUCAAGAUCCUGGCGUCCUUCUACAUCAGCCUGGUCAUCUUCUACGGCCUCAUCUGCAUGUACACGCUGUGGUGGAUGCUGCGGCGCUCCCUCAAGAAGUACUCGUUCGAGUCCAUCCGCGAGGAGAGCAGCUACAGCGACAUCCCCGACGUCAAGAACGACUUCGCCUUCAUGCUCCACCUCAUCGACCAGUACGACCCGCUCUACUCGAAGCGCUUCGCCGUCUUCCUGUCGGAGGUGAGCGAGAACAAGCUGCGGCAGCUGAACCUCAACAACGAGUGGACGCUGGACAAGCUGCGGCAGCGGCUCACCAAGAACGCGCAGGACAAGCUGGAGCUGCACCUGUUCAUGCUCAGCGGCAUCCCCGACACCGUGUUCGACCUGGUGGAGCUGGAGGUGCUGAAGCUGGAGCUGAUCCCGGACGUGACCAUCCCGCCCAGCAUCGCCCAGCUCACGGGCCUCAAGGAGCUGUGGCUGUACCACACGGCGGCCAAGAUCGAGGCGCCCGCCCUGGCCUUCCUGCGCGAGAACCUGCGGGCCCUGCACAUCAAGUUCACGGACAUCAAGGAGAUCCCGCUGUGGAUCUACAGCCUGAAGACCCUGGAGGAGCUGCACCUGACGGGCAACCUGAGCGCGGAGAACAACCGCUACAUCGUCAUCGACGGGCUGCGCGAGCUCAAGCGCCUCAAGGUGCUGCGGCUCAAGAGCAACCUGAGCAAGCUGCCGCAGGUGGUCACCGACGUGGGCGUGCACCUGCAGAAGCUGUCCAUCAACAACGAGGGCACCAAGCUCAUCGUCCUCAACAGCCUCAAGAAGAUGGUGAACCUGACCGAGCUGGAGCUGAUCCGCUGCGACCUGGAGCGGAUCCCACACUCCAUCUUCAGCCUCCACAACCUGCAGGAGAUCGACCUCAAGGACAACAACCUCAAGACCAUCGAGGAGAUCAUCAGCUUCCAGCACCUGCACCGCCUCACCUGCCUUAAGCUGUGGUACAACCACAUCGCCUACAUCCCCAUCCAGAUCGGCAACCUCACCAACCUCGAGCGCCUCUAUCUGAACCGCAACAAGAUCGAGAAGAUCCCCACCCAGCUCUUCUACUGCCGCAAGCUGCGCUACCUGGACCUCAGCCACAACAACCUGACCUUCCUCCCCGCCGAUAUCGGCCUCCUGCAGAACCUCCAGAACUUGGCGGUCACGGCCAACCGGAUCGAGGCACUGCCCCCGGAACUCUUCCAGUGCCGGAAGCUGCGGGCGCUGCACCUGGGCAACAACGUUCUGCAGUCACUGCCCUCCAGGGUGGGCGAGCUGACCAACCUGACCCAGAUCGAGCUGCGGGGCAACCGGCUGGAGUGUCUGCCCGUGGAGCUGGGCGAGUGCCCGCUGCUCAAGCGCAGCGGCCUGGUGGUGGAGGAGGACCUGUUCAACACGUUGCCGCCCGAGGUGAAGGAGCGGCUGUGGAGGGCUGACAAGGAGCAGGCCUGAGCGCUGGCGGACGGCUGAGCACGGGGCCACCGAGGCGCCCUGGGACCCAGGGACCCAGGCACCCAGGGACAACCAGCCAGGUCUCAGCCAGGCCAGGAGCCCGGGGCUGGACGUCGGCUGGGCUGCAGCGACAGGACAGUACCUGAGGGGCUGGCCCCUUUUCUCCUUCGAGACUCAUGCCCCCCAGGGCGGGCGCCUUGUCGGGGAGAUCAGAGACCUAAGUCGUAGAGCGCAGUAUUUGGACAAUCAGGGCCUCUUCCCUGGAGGCCAUCUCUGCCGCCAGAGGCCCAGGGACACCUACUUAGCUCUUGGUAUUUAUUUUUCGCCACUUCCCACCCCUCCCUCCGGAUAACUUCUACAUUCCCAAGAAAGUCCAGCUCAGAUGGGGGAGGUGUUGAAGGAAGGGUGGGCAGUGUCCCUUUUUCUUUUUUUUGGUGAUGCCACCGGCGGUACCCACCCAGACUUGAGCAGAGUGGUCCAGGGAGAACCAGCCGUGGAUAGUCGCCCCCCCCCCCACCCUUGGUGCGGGGGACGGGCUCUGGCGGUAUGGCCCAGGGGACGGUAGGCCGCGGGUAGAAAGGCCAGGCCUGGGGCUUGCCUCAUCAGUUUUAGAUUUUUUUUUUUUUUAAGUAAAAAAAAAAAAAAAAAGAAAAAAAAAGAAAUUUUUUUUUUUUAAAGCUUUGAAAAUUGAUGGUUUGGGUAUUAAAAAGAAAAAAACUAAAAAAAAAAAAAAAAGACAGUGAAGGCCAGUGAGUUGGGGUCUCAGGGUAGGUAGGCAGCUUCAGAGCAGAGCAGCAAGACACAGAAUUGUAUUUCCUCCCCCCCGGGUGCAGGCUGCCGAAUGUCUUCCGAGUCUGGCGCGACCUCGGUCCAGGAGUUCUGUUUGUUCCUCUCCUCUCCCAGGACGGGGAAUUUUGUUUUGUUUUGUUUUGUUUUUUGGUGUCUUGUUUUCUUUCUCCUCCAUGUGUCUUGGCAGGCACUCAUUUCUGUGGCUGUUGGCCAGAGGGAAUGUUCUAGAGCUGCCAAGAAAGGAGGAGACUCGGGUUGGCCAGUCCCCGGAUGAACGGUGCUCCAUCGUCCCGUCCCUCGUCUCAGUGUUAAAGAGCCAGGAGGAGCUACCUCGCCCGGACUCUGCUUUCCCACCUCACGUGUCACGACUUUGCCCAGUGCCACCACUAGCCUCAGCUGCUGACAUCAGCCCUGUCACCACCUGGUCCUAAAGAAGAGACACUUGGAGGCGGGGUCGUGGGUGGGGAGGUCGCUGCUGGGAGGGUGGGCUCCCCAGGUCUUAGUUCCAGUUUCUGUCCCGGGCGCCUGGCACACCCAGCCCCCUCAGCACCUGGUUGCUGGAAGCCACCUCACUUUAGAUCAGUCACCGGGGUCCCCGCGUUAGAAGGGUCCCCCCCCUUAGAUCAAUCACUUGGACACUAAGGCACGUUUUAGCGUCUCUUGUCUUUAAUGAUUACGUCCAUUUGUCUGUCCAUUUGUGUUUCCUGCGUCAUAUCGGCGGAUGUAAUCCUCAGAAAUAAUGCACACUAGCCUUUGACGACCAUGAAGCAAUCCGUUACAUGAGGGUCUGAACUUGUAGACUCGGUUCAAAUAUCAAAUAAAUCUAUAACAGAAAGUA